AUGCCUGGUGCCAAUAUUAGCGGGUUGAAGAGACAUAAAUGUGUUGCUAAGCUGCCAUUGAAUGGUGGACAGCUGAAAAUCGGAGGCUUCGUCGCAGAUGAUACUCCGCUCUCGAAGGACGACCGUGAUCGUCUAAAUAGAUCAAUCCUCAAAUUCAUCUGUGCGACAGCGAACCCGUUCAUUCUAUGUGAGAACGAAGAUUUCAUGAAUCUGCUGCAAGAUGUAGCUAAUAUUUCUGCGAAGAGAGGGAGAAAGGUCGACAUCCGCAAAGAGAUUGUGUGCGCUAAAACGAUGAGAACACGAGCGUCAGAUCUGGCCAAUCACAGAAGGGAAAUGCUCGUUAAGGGUUUAAAGGACCAUCCCAGGCCUAUACAAGUGAGUGCAAUGGCUUUCAACUUGUUCCGUACGGCCUCAAUCAGAUGA
Molecule: messenger RNA, 423 nt
Organism: Perkinsus marinus ATCC 50983
Lineage: Eukaryota; Perkinsozoa; Perkinsida; Perkinsidae
Exons: 1
Coding region: 1-423 (140 amino acids)
Source: RefSeq, a predicted model, not a curated record